UAACCUCCCUGGCGGUAUUCCCGAGUGUUUCAGUACCACAAGCGGUAACCCCGAGCUACACUCGGGCUUACCAUGCAGCGCUGCUCCGGGAUCUGUUCUUCUCUUACCUUGUCCUGCGCUCCAACGAUGUCCCUCCUGCAGUGUCCCCGGCAAUGUCCUCCGGGGGAAGCCGGCAUCUGCCUUCUGGGUUCCGUCCCCUGCGACGUUGGGACGUAUGGGGGACGGAACGGCGGGAAAUUGGAAAAUGACAAAAAGUGACAUUCACUAAAAUCUGAUAGUAUUACAUUACUGUAUUAAACCAUUUCACAUACAU
Messenger RNA from Staurois parvus, 313 nucleotides. The record is from the annotation of a GenBank genome assembly. Lineage: Eukaryota; Metazoa; Chordata; Amphibia; Anura; Ranidae.